CAGGAGUUAAAGUCUCAAGUUCGAAAACGGAAACGGACAACUGAAGCAGCGCCGACGGCAGAGCCAGAACUGCAACCUCAACCGCCUACCAAAUGCCAAAAACGGUUACGACGAUCACGCAGCAAGACGCCACCAGAGUUCUGGGACAAUCUUUCGCGGGUGCCCCUCUGUCGUCGCGCUCUUCGAGAGUUCAAUCGACGGGCAGUCCGGCCUAUUACCUCGAAACAGCGAGCAGAGUCUGUCGUUAAAGGCGAUCUCGUCAAACAGCUCAAGCGCUUUGCCCGACGUGGUGGUCCAGACCUUCGCGAUAUCCGAGGAUACCCAGAACAGGAAGCACAAGUCAAGAUGAGCUCAGGACGUGCUCUAUCCGACAAGGGUACCGACCGGUCUAGCACGGUGAACUCGAACACGCGGGCGACGUCAAUCUCGUCAAAAGGUCCGGCCUUUGAGCAGGCACUUAUUGAUAAGGGGAUAUAUCCAUACAACCGAGGACCCAAACCAAACAACUGGGAGGACAUACAAGAGCGGCUGGCACAACCUAGGCCAUCUUUAUCACCCUCUCAGUUCUCCGAUGGGGCCUUCGAGGAAUUCCAGCUGAAGAACGAAGAGGCCAUGACCGAAGCUGAAGUAAUGAGCCAAGUCUUCCCGAUCAUCAGAGGCAAGGCCAACAUACCAUCCGGCUACAAUCAGUUGUUCAAUAACCUCAAGCCACUCGGCGACCGCAUUUCGAACGCAAAACCAGACUACUACAAUGGCUCUCGCCCAACGCAGAUCCGCUCCGAAGUGCGGGAUGACCUUGCACCAUACAUCAUCCCCACGAGCCAGCGACACAGGCCGGCACUUCCAAACUUCUUCCUAGAAGCGAAGGGGCCAGACGGGAAGGCGUCAGAGGCCAAGCGCCAGAUCACGCAGGAUCUCGCGUGUGGAGCCCGCGGCAUGCACAAGAUGCAGUCGUACGGACUGGACGAGCCUGAGUGUGACGGAAAUGCCUACGCAUUCGGGUCGACCUACCACAGCGGGACCGGCACAUUGCAGUUGUAUACGAUGCAUCCGACCGAACCGGUAGAGCAGGACGGGCAGCCCGAGUACUAUACAACCCAGGCGAGGGCGUUUGCUUUGACCGAUAAUCCGGAUAGUUGCCGGCAAGGCCUGCGUGGCUUCCGGAAUCUGCAAGAUUUGGCGAAGGAAACAAGAGGAGAAUUCAUUGCGCGUGCG
Eremomyces bilateralis CBS 781.70 is the source of this 1215-nucleotide messenger RNA. RefSeq lists its product as uncharacterized. The transcript is spliced from 2 exons. The record is from RefSeq and is a predicted model, not a curated record. NCBI's taxonomy places the organism in Eukaryota, Fungi, Ascomycota, Dothideomycetes, Eremomycetales, Eremomycetaceae. The annotation marks the transcript as partial.